Molecule: messenger RNA, 1284 nt
Organism: Mesorhabditis belari
Lineage: Eukaryota; Metazoa; Nematoda; Chromadorea; Rhabditida; Rhabditidae
Source: the annotation of a GenBank genome assembly
AUGCAACUGCUGCGUAUUCUUCUAGUACCAUUUCGAGCAUUUCUUCAAUAUUUCGGACUAACCACCAAAUCUGAAGAUCUGCCACCUGUCCAGAAUGGGCAGCUGAGCAGAGAAAAAAGAAGAGAAAACACUCGAGAAAAACGAUUGGAUGGACAAAGUGACGUGGAGCAAGCGCAAGAGACGACUACAAGUGCUACACCAGAGCUAAAGAAGAAGAAGAAGAAGAAGAAGAAACACAAAAAGUGUGACAAUACACCCUGGACUGUGGUGCCGAACAAGAAGCCGUCGAAGAAGAAGCCGUCGAACCAGUUGCUUGCCGACGGGAACUUGGGCGAUCCUCUCGAUAGAGCUGACGAUGGAGACGAGGUGUUCGAUUUUGCUAUCUACGAUGACACAAUCGCCGGACUUUACAAAAGUGAAAGAAAAGUUUCAUUUGAUGUUGAGGGACAGGAGUCAUUCUCGAUCGAUGUGGCCCGCUUUUUUUCUGGCUAUCUAAAAAUCACGAGUGGUUUCAUUUCAAGCGAUCGGAUCAGGCUCAACAUAAAAAAAAUCGACAAGACAAAGAGAUGUGUAUUGAAAGUCAAGAAAUACGAUCCCCAGUACGGAUUGUGCUUCCACGACCGCUCUCACACAACACCAUGGGAAGACUUUCGCGAUAGUGACAGCACCACUUUAUCCAUAGAUCUUGAUGGAGCAAUAAAAGACCUGAAAGAGUAUUCAAAAGAACGUAAAGAGUUCGGCCUAAUCGAGCUGUGGCUCGAGUGGGACUCGACAAGACAAAUAGUGGUGCCCUCUUUCCACAACUAUCAGCUGCAAAUGGGUCGAACACAAAUCGCGAAGAGUGCUCGAAAUCGAAUCGACAACCGAUGCACCUUCAUUAAAGAAGCAUUCUUCGAUCCGGACACUCGUAGGGCUCUAAUUGUCCCUAAAGCGGAAGGUGGAAUGCAUCCAAAUACAAACUUGUUGAAAUACGGUCUUCGCUAUUUGCACAAGGCUUGGCGUGUUUCCUUAAAUGUGCCGGAGUGGAUCGAAACAUCACCAACGAAACCCCUGGGAAUCAAUCUAGGCAAUCCGCGCACAUGGAAAGGAGUCAACAAAAAGCUCGAGGAGAACGGGUCUGUCAUCGUUCAAUUCGAUCUCCGGGGAACUGGACUCUCAGGCUACUUUGAGCUACGGAAAAGCCAAGGAAAGCUCGAAGCUCGGGUCGUUGACGGUCCGCCUCCGCAGGGAUGGAACAACGGUGGCGAAUCUCAGCGAUCAUCUCGAUGCAGCUCGAUUCGAUCU